Messenger RNA from Actinia tenebrosa (Australian red waratah sea anemone), 1037 nucleotides. RefSeq lists its product as uncharacterized. NCBI's taxonomy places the organism in Eukaryota, Metazoa, Cnidaria, Anthozoa, Actiniaria, Actiniidae. The record is from RefSeq and is a predicted model, not a curated record.
AUGGUCUUUUUUGAGAAGGUUCUUGUGUAUUACUAAAGAAAUGAGUGGCCACAAAAGAACCGAUGUUUUGACUGAUGGAUUACUUCACUAUGGUCAUCAUUUGUACUUCAAAUUUGGUGUUAGUCUUAAAGCAAAAUAUUUGAGAGCAGAAACUCUUCUCAAGGAUGUCACUUCAAAGCUUAAAGCAGUUACCGAUAAACUCCCAGUUGAAUGUGAUACUGUCAAGAUACAAGAGUGGAAAGAUGAAGAAGUAGAUGCUUUAAAGCCAAAAGAACAAGGUUUGAUACUGCAGUGGGAUGAAACUUACGUAAGCCUCCUUCUUUCAGCUAAAAAGCUCAGAAAUGAAUUAACUUGUGUGCAGGAGGAAGACCAAGAGAAAGUCAGAGAUGUAGAAAAGAAAAUUAAACGAAACGAGAAGGCUAUAAAAGCCACGGAGAAAAAACAUAAUGUAAGAGAAAGAUGGUCUGAUGUAUCCCAUGUUUUCAUUACUGUCAAGUCGCGACUGAAUGAAAAAAGAAAAAGCGAACUGUUGCUGAAGUUGCACUGCAUGGCAUCGGAGAGGUGUUUUUUGGUAGAACUAAAGCUAAAGUAUGCAGAUGGUCAAGCAAUCGCUACAAAGCUUUCGAAACAGAUUGACAAAGUUGUGAAAUCAAUCAACAAGACUUUGUCGGAAGUUAAUGGGUUACUGCCUGUUGAUAAGCAGAUCCUGUAUGUUGAGGCUAAGGAUCCAAAAAGUAGCCUUUACUCUACGAUGACAGAUGGAGGCACUACUGUACCAGCCACUCUAAGGAGACAAAUUAUUGAUUUGUCCUGCCUGAGCAAGAGGUGUGAAGAGGAGACCAACAUGUUGAAGGAGGAAAUGAGGCGACUUGUUUCCUUUAUCCAUGAGCAGAUCAGGCUGAUAGACGAAUAUGUGGAUACCCUUCAGCCUGAUGUCCCUCUUAAUGCAGGAUUGACAGCAUGCUUGAAGUAAAAAAGGAUGGUUUACUCUAAUCAAGUUUGCUUUUUGGGACGGUUAUGGAGUGGUAUCUGGGAUA